GGGGCGUUUCGGUGAAUCAGGAAACAAACCGCCGCUGCGAAUCUCAACGAAGCUUUCAUCAUGGCUUACCAGGCGGGGAUUCCAGAUGAGCCCAGGGCUUUGGUCCAAAACAUCAGCUCCAACAUCCAGAGGAUCACGCUGCUGACCUCUGAGAUGCAAAAAGCCGUCUCUCUGCUGGGAACUGCGCAAGACAGCAGCCUUCUCAGACAGACGCUUCAACAGAAACAGCAGCAAGGCAACCAGCUGGCGAAGGAGACCGACAGGCUGAUGAAGUCCUUCACUGCUUUGCCCAUCGGCCCUGAUCAGCGACAGAGAAAGCUACAGAAAGAGCGUCUGCUGAACGACUUCAGCGCCGCUCUGAACAGCUUCCAGAAGACGCAGCGGCAGGCGGCUGACAGAGAGAGGGACUUUGUGGCCCGAGUCCGGGCCAGCUCCAGGGUGUCGGUGGGAGGUCAGUCUGAAGAUGGUUUUGGAACGGCACCUCCGAGUUACGCUCAAGUGCAGGCUGAGGCCGAGGCGUUCACUGAAGAGGACCUGAGGCUGAUCCAGGAGAGGGAAUCAGCCAUCAGGCAGCUGGAGUCUGAUAUCACGGACAUUAAUGACAUCUUCAAGGACCUGGGCAUGAUGGUUCAUGAGCAGGGGGACAUGAUAGACAGUAUAGAAGCCAACGUGGAGAGUGCGGACGCCUGCGUUCAGAGUGCCUCACAGCAGCUAAACCAAGCUGCGAGCUACCAGAAGAGCUACAGGAAGAAGAUCUGUGUUCUGGUGAUUGUGUCGACCGUAGCUGUCGUUGUAAUCGCACUUAUCAUUUGGGGUGUCACCAAACAGUGAGGACUUCCUGUUAGCCUCGGAGAAGCACAGAGUGUCAUUCCUCUUCCCCUCCAUCGUCACAUUUACAUCAAGUUUGUCUCCUUUCAUGAUUCAAUUGUGUUUUUGAAGACUGUCUCGUCCUCGUUGACUUUACCACACACUCCUUUUUACUGUGAAGCAAAACCCACACUGGUAGCUCUCGUUGUACGUAGCUUUAACUGAACCGCUGGUCUGAUCUGGGCGUGGAUUACUUUAAGGCGAGCCAUUUUGUUCAUUUAUCUUGUUAAUUAAGGAGUGAGCUCAGGUGGAGUGUGUCUGAGGUCACUGGUGGGAUUCAUCGCCUGCUGCCUCCAGUAACUUCCAGUGUUUCUCUAUUGAGUUAAACAUUACGGACAAAUGGUUUCAGGAACAAUCGAGCAGCAAGCGUGC
Messenger RNA from Nematolebias whitei (Rio pearlfish), 1239 nucleotides. RefSeq names its product syntaxin 7-like (gene stx7l). Bases 61 to 831 code for a protein of 256 amino acids. Gene Ontology annotation, molecular function: SNARE binding; SNAP receptor activity. The transcript has 10 exons. Lineage: Eukaryota; Metazoa; Chordata; Actinopteri; Cyprinodontiformes; Rivulidae. The record is from RefSeq and is a predicted model, not a curated record. Gene Ontology annotation, cellular component: synaptic vesicle; SNARE complex; membrane. Gene Ontology annotation, biological process: vesicle fusion; intracellular protein transport; vesicle-mediated transport.